GCGGAAUCAACCGCCAGCAAGCUACCAGAUCGAUCCAAUGACGGAAAUCCAUGGCCUCAUCACUGAAGGGCGACUGCUCACUUUUUUCGCCCUUUUAUUCCGCAAAGCAAAUAUCAUUAUUAUGCAUUCGCAUCGCUCUAUCUCCCUCCCCUCUCCAAAUUGAUCCAAGUUUAGCUGAGCUGCGUUUCUUUGGAUUCAGAGACCAUGAGAAAACCCGUCGGAGGCAACGAAGCUUCUGCUAUUGAACCUUCACCAUCAGGUUUUGUAAUCAACCCUUAUACAUAUAGCCAGUUGAGUUUAGAAGAGAGAAGGGAAUUACUUUAUGGGAUUUAUCAAUGGUCGGAUGAUGCACCAAAGGUCCUAAGUUCAUUAGGCAGGAGACAACUGCUUGAAAUAAUAUGUGCUGAAAUGGGCAAGGAGAGGAAGUACCCUGGCUUCACCAAAGCAAGAAUGAUAGAGCAUCUCUUGAAGCUGUUUUCUUGUAGACGAACGAUAAAUACCAAAAAAAAUCUAACCCCAGAUGAUCAUCCGUGUGAAGAGGAGAUGAAAGACAAGCCGGAAGCCUUUCUCUGUCAGAACUCAGCAUGCAGGGCUGUAGUGAAUGAUGCAGAUGUCUUCUGCAGAAGAUGUUCUUGCUGCAUUUGUCAUAGGUACGAUGACAACAAAGAUCCCAGUCUGUGGCUGGUCUGUUGUUCUUCUGAUUGUCCAGAAGAACCAGGUUAUUGCGGGUUGUCGUGCCACCUCAGAUGCUCUCUUUCACAUGAAAGAUCUGGCAUUUUGCUGCAUGGUCCUUGUCUAAGACUGGAUGGACAGUUCUACUGUGUUUCUUGUGGAAAAACUAACGACUUGAUGGGGACAUUGAGAAAGCAGCUGGUGAGAGCAAAGGAAGCGAGGAGAGUUGACAACUUGUGCCUAAGAAUCUCUCUUAGCCACAAGAUCCUGCAGCACACUGAAAAACACAAGGGGCUACUCCAAAUUGUUGAAUCUGCAGUUGAUGCACUCGAGGAUGAAGUGGGUCCCCUCGAACGUGCAUCGGAGAAGAUGGAUCGCAGCAUUGUCAAUAGACUCUCUUGUGGAUCCAUUGUUCAACAGUUGUGUGCCUCUGCGAUAGAAGCUUUUGAUGCUUCCUUGUUGCAACCACCACAAAGUUUUCACCAAAUGAAAACCCCUCACAGAGAACUGGGAGAGGGAGACAAUGUCGCAGAGUCUAUGAACUCAAGUGACAACAAAACAGAGAGCCCAUCAAAGCAGAAAUGCUCGGCAAAGAAGCGCCGUGUUGUUCCAGCUCCAGCCUCACCUCGUCCAGUGGUCAACAAGAGGCAAGAAGAAGAAGGGAAAGAGGUGGCAAAGGGGUACGAGUACUCAGUUGGGGUGAUAAAAAAGUUGGAAAGCGAAGGCCACAUUGAGACGGACUUCAGGGUGAAGUUCCUCACUUGGUUCAGCCUGAAAGCCACGGCGCAAGAGAGGAUGGUGGUGGGCAUCUUCAUAGACACCUUCAUUGAUGACCUCUCAAGCUUGGCUGGCCAGCUGAUGCAUACCUUCAUGGAUAAGCUGUGUGGUGGUGGUGGUAAAGAAGAAAAGGAAGAAGAAGAAGAAGAAGGAGAGAAUGGGCACACCCUCUGCACUACACUCUGGCAUUGAACCAGCUGCCCACACAUUCGCCGUCUUGCCAUUUUUGGUUUGUUGUGAAUUCCCUCUGAAACAACCAUUUAUGAUGAGAUCGCUUUAUGUGUAUAUAUAUCGUGGAUUCGUGUUCUCACAUAAGUUAAUUAAUACUCUGUAAUUUAAAAAAAAUGCAUGUUUGAAUACGGAGUACUAAUUUAUGUGAGAAGGCUCGUAUUUUUUAAUACUAGAAUAAGUUUUAGGUUUAUAUGAUAAUUUGCCUUAUAAUGAUAAAAACCCAUCUGCCUAAAUCUAAAGUUCUUUGCAGAAACCCUAAAACCCUAGUGUGGGAGGUGGUGAGUAUACUCUUCCAGGAAUUUGCCGCUUUCAUCUUAGAAACACAACUUGAUGAGGAGACAACCAUCUCCACGAGUCUAUACCUGUGAAGAACAUCCAAAAAAGAUGGAGAAAUGCUUGAGCUUAAAGAUUUCGAUGGUGAUGGAGAGUCUCGACAACCCAUUGCCAUGCUUCAUUUGCUGAUGCGGCCUAACUAUUUCCCAGCUUAACAUCCACAUAAGACAUCAACCCCUCGAAGAACGACAUGAAUCCG
This is a messenger RNA of Cuscuta campestris, 2212 nucleotides long. Lineage: Eukaryota; Viridiplantae; Streptophyta; Magnoliopsida; Solanales; Convolvulaceae. The record is from the annotation of a GenBank genome assembly.